ACGCCUACAGAAUUAACUUCCACUUUUUCCGGGAGCCGACACUAACGUCAUAUAAACAAAGCGCAGCAUGUCCUCUAUGAGUUUUAAGUUUGUUUGUUACUUUUUUAUUUAAACUUUUACACAAAACAAUGUAAUAAUGAAGUUUCUGUAAGAUGGCUUACGGAAGCGCUUUAUUGGAUCUUCUGCUUCUUGUAGUUCUUCUUCUCCGUUCCUCCUCAGCAGAUCCACACUCUCUGCAGUAUCUCCACACUGGACUCCCACCAGGAACACAUUUCCCAGAGUUCACUGCUGUUGGUCUGUUUGAUGGACAGCAGUUUGUGUACCAUGACAGCAACAUCAGCAGGAUGAUCCCAAAGACACAGUGGAUCCAGAAGAUCAGUGCAGAUUACUGGGACAGAGAGACUCAGAAGCAGUGUGUUAAUCAGGAAAUCUUCAAAAUUCACCUGGAUGUAAUAAAGCAGAAGUUUAAUCAGACUGAAGGAGUUCAUACUCUACAGAGGAUGUACGGCUGUGAGAUUGAUGGUAACGGCACCACUAGAGGAUACGAUCAGUACGGUUAUGAUGGAGAAGAUUUCUUCAGUCUGGAUCUGAACACUGGAAGCUGGACUGCAGUUAUUGAUGAAGUUGAGAUCUUUAUAAACAGAUGGGAUCCUAUAAGAACUGAGGCUGAAUACUGGAAGAACUUCCUGGAGACUGAGUGUAUCAACUGGAUAAAGAAGUUCAUUUCUCACAGCAGAGAGACUCUGGAGAGGAAAAUUCCUCCUGCAGCAUCUGUGUUCCAGAAAAACUCGUCGUCUCCAGAGGUGGUGUGUCAUGCUACAGGUUUCUUCCCCAAAGCACUGAAUAUCUCCUGGCAGAAGGACGGAGUGGACGUGUAUGAAGACGUGGAGCUCAGAGAGACGUUACCCAACCAGGAUGGAAGCUUCCAGAAGAGGAGCAUUCUGAAAGUCUCAGCUGAGGAGCUGCAGAAACACACCUACACCUGUGUGAUUGAGCACAGCAGCUUGGAGAAGGAGAUGGUGCUCAAAGUACCAAAAGGUGGAGGAUCAGAUGGAGGACUGAUUGUGAUUGGGAUCGUCGUUGGUGUGGUCGUGUCUCUCCUUUUUCUUGUUAUUGUUGUUGCUGGAAUUGUGGUCUGGAAGAAGAAAAACUCUGGUAAAAAGAGGAAAAAAACAGGAUUUAAACCUGUUCCUGUUCCAUCCAGACCCUCCUCUAAAGGAGAUUCUUCCUCCAGUAACUCCUAAAGUGUGAGAGUGUGU
This is a messenger RNA of Silurus meridionalis, 1259 nucleotides long. Its product is annotated as BOLA class I histocompatibility antigen, alpha chain BL3-7-like. NCBI's taxonomy places the organism in Eukaryota, Metazoa, Chordata, Actinopteri, Siluriformes, Siluridae. Gene Ontology annotation, cellular component: external side of plasma membrane. The transcript is spliced from 7 exons. The coding region runs from base 153 to 1244 and encodes 363 amino acids. Gene Ontology annotation, biological process: immune response. The record is from RefSeq and is a predicted model, not a curated record.